Molecule: messenger RNA, 1212 nt
Organism: Carlito syrichta (Philippine tarsier)
Lineage: Eukaryota; Metazoa; Chordata; Mammalia; Primates; Tarsiidae
Product: nuclear pore membrane glycoprotein 210-like
Exons: 8
Cellular component (GO): nuclear pore
Source: RefSeq, a predicted model, not a curated record
AGGAAUUCAGCCAUGCUGAAUUUCUUUUCUGGGGGCCGGGGAGGGAAUACGGUGUGCUUCUGCAGCGGGGGUGCCCGAGGUCUGGCCUUUGGGUCGCCUCCUAAAGGCUUCGGGAAGGCAGAGGGUGCAGCGGGGAAGGAGGAGCGGGGACCUGGGAGCCCCGCGCUGCCCAGCUGGCUGAGACCUCCCCUCGUGGAGAGAGGGGGUCGGCGGUCGCAACGCCUCCCCGUUGGCUGCGAGGAGGCGGAGGAAGGGGAAGCCGGCCCUGGCGCCCCAGCAGGUGGCCUGCCCGGCGGAGGCGGGGGCCCUCUUCUGGGAACAGGGGCCGCGGCUCUUAUUUCUGGCCUGCUGUCAAAGGUGAACCUGGGCUUCAGGUUCCGUGUCUCCGCUGAAGGCCUCGCCUUGUGGAACUUGGCCUUGGAGCGUGCUGUAUCCCAGGCAGCUCUGAUGACCCUGGAGGAAUCCCUGUCCUUGCUGAUGCGUGACUGGGGGAGUGUAGCUCCAGAGAGUAAAUGCUCAUUGUCUUCUUGCCGCAGGUCAUCCACCCGACCGGAGGUGGCCAGCAUCGAGCCGCUGGGCCAGGAUGAGCACCAGUGCUCCCAGAAGGCCGUGGUGCAGGCCCGCCUGACCCAGCCCACCCGCCUGACCAGCAUCAUCUUCGCAGAGGACAUCACCACAGGCCAGGUCCUGCGCUGUGACGCCAUUGUCGACCUCAUCCACGGCAUUCAGAUUGUCUCCACCACCCGCGAGCUCUACCUGGAAGAUUCGCCCCUGGAGCUGAAGAUCCAGGCUCUGGACUCUGAAGGGAACACCUUCAGCACGCUGGCUGGCCUGGUCUUUGACUGGACGAUUGUGCAGGACGCAGGCGCAGACAGCUUCUCAGACGCCCACAGUGCCCUGCGAAUCCUUACGUUCUUGGAGUCCAUGUAUGCACCUCCUUCCUAUAUCUCGGAGAUGGAGAAGGUGGCCAAGCAAGGGGACACGGUCCUGGUGUCUGGCAUGAAGACGGGGAGCGCCAAGCUCAAGGCCCGCAUCCAGGAGGCUGUCUACAAGAACGUGCCACCUGCAGAAGUCCGGCUGCUGAUUUUGGAGAACAUCCUUCUGAACCCAGCUUACGACGUCUACCUGAUGGUGGGAACCUCCAUUCACUACAAGGUGCAGAAGAUCAGACAAGGGAAGAUCACAGGUGUGUCAGUGACUCGGCAGCCGUGA